AAUAACGUGGUUCCACUCCAUUUCUGAUCCAUAAACCUUUUUGUCACUCCUACCCCGUCGUCACCGCCAAUUUCAUAUUCCCGUUUCGUUCAUCUCCGUGUUACCUCGUUCAAGCGCGCUUUUUCUCUCUCUCUCUCUCUAGAAAUUUUCCUUUCUCAAAGCCGCACCUCGUCAAACACCGCAAUCUCGCUUUCUCCGACGCGAUCCGUGUUCAAUUUUCCCCAAAAUCAGGCACGAUGAUGGCUGAGGAUCUCGGCGUGGAGGCGAAGGAGGCCGCGGUUCGCGAGGUCGCCAAGCUGUUGCCGCUUCCGGAGCUUCUCCAAUCGAUCUCGUCCAUCAAGGCUGAUUACAUUUCGCGCCAACAGGCCAAUGAUGCACAGCUUAGUACAAUGGUUGCCGAACAGGUUGAGCAGUCACAGGCAGGACUAAAAUCGCUCUCCUUCUCUGAGAAGACAAUAAAUCAGCUUCGUGAAAACUUUGUCUCCAUUGAGAAUUUAUGUCAGGAAUGCCAAACAUUAAUUGACAACCAUGAUCAGAUAAAGAUACUUAGCAAUGCAAGAAAUAACUUAAACACAACCUUGAAGGAUGUUGAAGGUAUGAUGUCUAUCUCUGAUGAGGCAGCCGAGGCUCGGGAUUCUUUGAGUGAUGACAAAGAAAUCGUCAACACUUACGAGAGGUUAACAGCUUUGGAUGGAAAACGAAGGUUUGCUUUAGCAGCUGCUGGAUCUCACAAGGAAGAGAUUGGAAGGCUAAGAGAAUAUUUUGAAGAUGUAGAUCGAACUUGGGAGACCUUUGAGAAAACGCUAUGGGGCCACAUUUCCAAUUUUUAUAAACUCUCCAAAGAAAGCCCACAGACUUUAGUUCGUGCUGUACGGGUUGUUGAAAUGCAAGAGAUCCUUGAUCAACAGAUUGCAGAAGAAGCAGCUGAGGCUGAAGGGGAUGGUGCAAUGGCAUCAGUUGCAAAUCCUCGUAACAACGGCAUAAAAUCUACAAGUUCAAUGGCUUCUUCAAAAAAUUUAAUGCAGCAAAAAUUGAAGGUUCAGGGGAAAGGCUAUAAGGAUAAAUGCUAUGAGCAAAUAAGGAAGACUGUAGAAGGACGGUUUAACAAGCUUCUCAAUGAGCUUGUGUUUGAGGACCUGAAAGCAGCUUUAGAGGCAGCACGAGCGAUUGGGGAAGAGCUUGGAGAUGUCUAUGACUAUGUAGCUCCCUGCUUUCCUCCAAGAUACGAAAUAUUCCAAUUAAUGGUAAAUCUGUACACUGAGAGAUUUAUUCAGAUGCUAAGAUUGCUUAGCGACAGGGCGAAUGAAUUAACAAACAUUGAGAUAUUAAAGGUAACUGGUUGGGUGGUUGAAUACCAAGAUAAUCUGAUUGGGCUUGGAGUUGAUGAGUCUCUAGCCCAAGUGUGCUCCGAGAGUGGUGCAAUGGAUCCUCUUAUGAAUUCUUAUGUUGAGAGAAUGCAAGCUACGACUAGGAAAUGGUACCUGAAUAUUUUGGAGGCUGAUAGAACACAGCCCCCAAAGAAAACUGAAGAUGGGAAGCUAUAUACCCCAGCUGCUGUUGAUCUCUUCAGGAUACUUGGUGAGCAAGUACAAAUUGUUCGGGAUAAUAGCACUGAUCUCAUGUUAUACAGAAUUGCCUUGGCAACCAUUCAGGUGAUGAUUGAUUUUCAAGCAGCCGAAAAGAAGAGACUUGAAGAACCAGCUUCUGAAAUUGGUCUGGAACCUUUAUGUGCUAUGAUUAACAACAAUUUGCGCUGCUAUGACCUUGCAAUGGAGCUAAGUAAUAGCACCAUAGAAGCCCUUCCACAGAACUAUGCUGAGCAGGUUAAUUUCGAAGAUACCUGUAAGGGUUUUCUUGAGGUAGCCAAGGAAGCUGUGCAUCAAACUGUCAGUGUGAUAUUUGAAGAUCCUGGGGUCCAGGAGUUGCUGGUGAAGCUAUACCAGAAAGAAUGGAGUGAGGGGCAGGUUACUGAGUACCUGGUUGCAACAUUUGGUGAUUAUUUUGGUGAUGUAAAAAUGUACAUUGAAGAACGAUCUUUUAGGAGAUUUGUUGAAGCCUGCCUGGAAGAAACAGUGGUUGUUUAUGUUGAUCGUCUUUUAACACAGAAAAAUUACAUUAAGGAAGAAACUAUUGAACGGAUGAGGCUAGAUGAGGAGGUUAUCAUGGAUUUUUUUAGGGAACAUAUCAGUGUUUCUAAAGUUGAAAACAGAGUGAGUGUACUCAGCGACUUGAGGGAGCUUGCUUCAGCAGAGAGCCUGGAUACCUUUACACUCAUCUAUACAAAUAUACUCGAACAUCAACCUGACUGCCCGCCUGAAGUUGUAGAGAAACUCGUUGGUCUACGAGAGGGCAUUCCUCGGAAGGAUGCCAAGGAGGUCAUUCAAGAGUGCAAAGAGAUAUAUGAGAAUUCACUUGUCGAUGGAAGACCUCCAAAGGCAGGUUUUGUUUUUCGACGGGUGAAGUGCCUAACAGCAACCAAGGGAGGGCUUUGGCGUAAACUCACUUGAAGUACGAUUCCAUUCAGUUAUUCAUAUAGCUUGUUUUGCCUGUUAAAUUAUUUGUUCCUUGUGCCUAAUUCCCAAAUGUUUUGCUGUCAAUAGAAAAGUUUUGUAAAAUUCAUUUAAACAAGUCCGUAGUUCAUGACACCCUCAGUUUAUUUCAGCUCCCGUUCUCAGUUUUACCUUGAACCAAAUGUGCUGUUGACAUUUUCAAGAUUACCUACCUCUCUGGGUGAUUGUAUUCAAAAGAAUUAAAACAGUUAAUCUUGUUUGCUUAACGUUGGAAACCACGUAGGUUCUGAAUGUAAUCCGGGAAUAUUUUUGUUCUGUGCGAUUUAGGGUUUUUUUUUUUAAAUUAGGAAUGACACUAGAUAGGAUCUUAUAAUACUCAUCCCCAUACCCAUUUCUAAAAAUAUUACUCUUUAUCGGUUUCA
Molecule: messenger RNA, 2932 nt
Organism: Glycine soja
Lineage: Eukaryota; Viridiplantae; Streptophyta; Magnoliopsida; Fabales; Fabaceae
Product: exocyst complex component SEC6-like
Exons: 26
Coding region: 237-2507 (756 amino acids)
Biological process (GO): exocyst localization; exocytosis
Cellular component (GO): exocyst
Molecular function (GO): SNARE binding
Source: RefSeq, a predicted model, not a curated record